Messenger RNA from Xyrauchen texanus (razorback sucker), 2156 nucleotides. RefSeq names its product signal-transducing adaptor protein 1-like. Gene Ontology annotation, molecular function: signaling adaptor activity. The record is from RefSeq and is a predicted model, not a curated record. Lineage: Eukaryota; Metazoa; Chordata; Actinopteri; Cypriniformes; Catostomidae. The transcript is spliced from 14 exons. Bases 434 to 1522 code for a protein of 362 amino acids.
UACUCGCUCGCACCUGUACCUGUAACCUACAGGUGAGACGAGGGAAACUGGGAGUUUAGCACGUAGACUUGCUAAAUAGACGUUUGACACCGGGUUUCUGUUUGUCUCUAACAUUUUAUAUAGCUUUAGAAUGUGCAGUUUGGACAGUUAAGCGUCUUGUUUCAAAUACACCGCAAGAUUGUGUUGAAAGACAUUGUAAGAGCGUCGCUGUUAUCGGGAGAUUCUAUUCUGUACUGAUGGCAACAGCAAAGCGCCAUAGACGGGCGAGACCUCAGCUGCCAGCGUGUUACCACGAAGGCUUUCUGGAAAAGAAGUCUAUAAAAGACAAGGGUGCAUUAUCCUGCUAAAAAGGCCACUGCCAUUAUGGAAUACUGUUGCCAUGAAGGGGUGUAACUGCAUGAAGGGGUGGUCUGCAACAAUCUUUUGGUAGGUGAUGGGUCGUAAACUCUGGACCAGUUUAUGUGGCAAUUCACUCUUUUUCUUUAAUAACACCAAAGAUAAUGUUUAUAUAGAGAAGCUGGAGCUCACUGAUCUUGUCUCUGUGACAGAUGACCGCUGCCGUGACCGAAACCUUGAAAAAGCUCAAUUCACCCUGCAUAUGAAAAAUGAAGACAUCAAGAUGAUCGCCCCAAGCCUUGAGUCUCGAGAGCUGUGGAAAGGCUUCAUACUCUCAGUUUCUAAGCUGUCUGUGCCCAGCAGUCUUAACCUUCUUCCUGGCCAGAUUCAAAUGAUGAAAGAAACAAUUGAGAAAGAGAAAAAGAGGCAGCAGCCUCCAACAGCUCCAUCACUGCUUAAUAACAUUUAUCUUCCUGUACUGCCAGACAUGCCUGCUUGUUAUCAUGAUGUCUCUCGGGUUGAAGCUGAGCUCCUAUUGGAAAGGAACGCUAAUCGAGGAAACCUACUGCUGAGGCCUGGCCAAGAUGGGGCAUCUUUUGCUGUAACCACUCGUCAAUUUGUCAACGGAUCAGUAUUCAAACAUUAUCGUGUAUCUCGGAAGCAUGAAGGAGGAUUCGCCAUUGACAUUGACACUCCUAUCUCCUGUCCCACUCUGCAUGAUGUCAUCACCUGCCUGGUGGAGAAGACCAAUGGGGUUUUAGAACCUUUUCUACUGGAGCAACACUAUGAGGAUAAUAUCAGUUAUGUUCAGGCCAAUGAGGAAAAUGGUGAGAGGAGUGUACAAUGUGCCAGCAGUGAACCUUUACCAUCUCGACCGGUUCCACCCCCUAAACAAGUCCAAAGGGAUUACAGGGCCAAUUCAGAACCUUUGGCAAACACACAGGAAAGCAUCUACCUCAAUGAACCAAUGCAAUUUUUGCCACAUCAAAAUUUAAUGCUGCCAAACCAGAACACCAGUUCAGGCAGUGAAAGAAAAGCUUUAAAACCCCCUGGCUACCCUCUUGCAGCACUCCGAAGCAGCGUGUCAGACGUGCCUGAGAACAAUUCUCAGCAUUGGCCACAACCUGCAGCUUUAUCAGAGGAGCUCAAGAUGAUUUUGAAGAAGAGACAGGCUAUCCAAGAAUGAUUUUGAAUCGAUGUGAUGUCAGGAAGCUUUGAAAUAUACAGCUAUACUCACCUCAACACUGUAUAAGUAAGAGUUCAACUUGGCUCAGAGACAAGCCAGUCAGAUUUGGAUCAACCUUUGGAUCAGGCCCUUGAAUCUAGUCAGCAGCUCUUUCUGUAUUUCUUGUUACAAUCACUUAGUAGACAUUAUACCAACCUAUCAACUAUUAUGUGUCACAUUGUGACCUUUGUAGCUGCUUACUGUAAAUUACUACUGCUGUGUAUGUAGUCAUAACUCAUUUACAAGUGUAUAUCUUGUAGCCUCUUAUCUUAUUGACAUAUUCCAUGUGCCAGAGAUUACUCGCAUGAAGUUGAAGGUGUAACCAAACUUGCCUGUCAGUUUUUGACUUGAAUUCCUUAAUGUCAGAUAGCUGGUCUGUCUUUUUUUUUUUUUUUUUUUUCUUGGUCUCUUAUACUACAAACAUUAGGAUUGCUAAAUGCAUCACAAAGGGUUGUUGGUAAUAUGAUGAACUAUAUUGUGGUAAAGAUUUUAUAUUAUGGGGAAGUUGCAGGUCUGCUUUUUUCAAAUACAGAAACUUCUGUUCCUGUUGAAACAAAACAUGUAGUAUAAAACAAGUGAUUAAAGAACACGAUCA